CCCGUCGGCAACUGCUUCUACCGGCACCUCACGCACUUGCUUGUCAACGAAUCGGAAGCGGCCAUCAUGUCGGGCCGGGAUAGGGACGAGGUCAACCAAGAGAGCUUGUCAACCAUCGCACACGAGUUUCUAGACCGUGGCAUGAAGAAUGUGGUCAUCACGCUGGCCGCCAAGGGCGCGUUCUACGCCAAUGCCGAUGGCAGCGCUCACUACCCUACGUAUAACGUUAUCAUCAAGGACACCACCGGAGCAGGGGAUACCUUUACCGGGGCUUGUUCCUCAGACUACCUACGCCAAAAGGCCAAAGGGACUUGGGACAUCAGAAGCGCUGUCGUUCGUGCAAACAAAGCUGCGGCAAUUACCAUCAUGAAUGUCGGAGCGCAGGAUGGCAUCCCGUGGUCGGACGAGAUAGAUAGAUUUGAUGCUCCUCACAGUGAGGCUUCUAUUUGA
Messenger RNA from Podospora anserina S mat+, 450 nucleotides. RefSeq lists its product as uncharacterized. NCBI's taxonomy places the organism in Eukaryota, Fungi, Ascomycota, Sordariomycetes, Sordariales, Podosporaceae. The record is from RefSeq and is a predicted model, not a curated record. The annotation marks the transcript as partial. The transcript has 2 exons.